GGGAUCGGGAUCGGCUCCGGGAUAGGGAUCGGCACCGGGGUCACUGGAACCGCCCCCAGGCCCGGCCCCCCCGCGACCGCCAGCCCAGCGCCAGGUGAGCCGGGUCCCCCCGCGGGGUGUGUGGGUUCGGUUCCUGCCCCGGGCGGGCGGAUGCUUUCCCCCCGCCUUGUUCUCAUCUAUCUCCUUUUUAUUUUCCCCUUCGAUGUCUAAGUUCUGGAGGGGCUGGGAGGUCAGUCACUAAAGAUUCGGCUCCUGACCGAUGGACCAUGCCGGGAUGUGUAAUUAGACUUUAAAUCACCCCUCAGGCUCUGCUGGCCGGGGUUUAUUGCUGGUGCUGGGCCCUUGCCCAGCCUGCACAUGGGGGUUUGUUUGCUGUGCCUGCCCCAGGAGACCUUCCCUGGGUAUCCCUGGCUGCUGUGGGCUGGCCAGUGGGGAGGGAAUGGGCUCUGGGGAGCUGAGGAACGCGGUGUGCUCCCUGCGGGAUGGCGAGUGGGAAAUGGGAUCAGAGCACACCUCAGGUCACAUCCAUCGGCUUCUCCAUCCUUUAGGAUAUCGGUGUUCUCCGCCGAGGCAGGAAAAUGACUUGGAGAAGUGUAAAAACAGGAUCUGGAAAUCUGCGUUUGCAUGGCUGUCUGUCACUGAAGCCACAAGGCUGGAAUUAGGAAGGCAGAGAAUGGAACACACCAUGGCUGAUCCACGCCUAGUGAGGCAGAAGCUGCAGAGGCACCUGGAAGCCGUGUCAGCGCGGCAGCAGCUGGCCCUGCUCCGGAACCAGGCCCUGCGCCGGGAAUUCCUGCAGCUGGAGGCUCACAUGGAAACCACGGGCUGGGAGAGCAUCUGGAAGAUGGAAGAACGGUAUGGAAGGGAAAUUAAAAACCUGUUAUCCCUUCGAGAGGGCAGCUUGUCAGCAGGAGGUGACAAGGAGGAAGGACCCAGCGAGCAGGUGCUGCAGGCCGGAGGACAGGUGGGAAUUGGCACCAAUGCAGCCGUGCCAGGAGAGCUGGGCUAUCCAGCAGCAGCCUUGCUGGGCUGCCCCACAUCAGCUGCCUCAGCCGCAGGAGGUUUGGGCUCUCAGCAGGAGCCCCCUCUGUGCUCCCCAUCCCCUGACGGGCUCGGUCCCGAGACCGGCAGCGCUGCUGGAGAGAGCGAGGAGGGAGCAGCAGGACACGGGGACCUGGCUGCCAGCGAGGAAGGCUCUGAGCAGCUCACCUCAGCUUCUGGUGCCACAGCAGCCUCCCCAAGGGCGGGAAGUGUUCCAGGGGCAAAGCCUGGCCUGAGCAGGGAGGGGAGCAGUGCCAAGCUCCCGGUCCCUGCCGGCGCUGAGGAGGAGGCGAGGCCAAGCGUUCCCAGCAUGCGGCUCCGGGGCAGGGAUGCCCGGGCUCCAGAGUGCUCCCUGCUGCCCCCACUGAACCCUCCCGCUGCCCAGGAGGAGUCCUUGGACAGCUCAGCACCACACAGGUCCGGCGGGAUGCGGGCCGAGCUCCAGGAGCUCUGCCACGCACUGCAGCUCCUGGAGGAGCUGGUGGAGAGGACGAGCCCCCAGCACCGGGCGCUGUACCAGGGCCAGCCCUCGGGGACAGCGGAGCUGCCCAGUGCUUGUGCUGGGGCCAGCGGGCUGGCUCAGGGUGACCUCGAGGUGAUGGAAGCCGUGGUGCUCCGGCAGCUCCAGGCCGUGUCCCGGCGCGCACAGAGCGGGAGCCUUCCGCCGGAGAACACUGGCGAGGACGAGAACAGAGCGGGACACGAGGAGCACACCAGGGACACGGACGCGCUGCGGACUCUCCUGAGCCGCCAUGGCUUGUUCCUGAAGCAGCACUGCAUUCGGCUCCCGGAGAGGGUGGCAGAGAUGUUUGAGCAGCUGCUGGCUUCGGGAGAGGAGGAGCAGGACCGCCAGACUGUGCUGGUGCUGAGAGAGGCCCUUCCAGGAGAGUGUGGGGAUGAGCCACCUGUCCAGAGUGAUGAAUCCUCCCUUGGCCUGCCAUCGAUCCCGACCAACAGCGGGGAAGGAAAGGAGGAGGAACUGGCACGGCAAGAACCAGGUGGAGAUCACGGCCCCAACAGUCCCGACGGAAGCGACAGUUUGGGAACGCAUUCGGAAAGCAGCUCCUUGUCGGAUGGAAGCACUCCUCCCUUCUCCAGGACUGAACUGCGGAAGGAAACAGUAACUGCCAUAAAAUCCAAAGCGUUCUGGGGCGAAUCUGACGACAGCAGCUCCGAGCUCGAGGCUGCUCUGCGCCCACAGAUCCACGGCACGGAUUCAGACGACUUUGAUGACUUCUAUGGCUGAGAUUCUCCCACUGGCUUUUGGGAAGAAACAAACUGUGUUUUCUUUUACACAGUGAGCGUGCCACAGGCUGAAGUACUGCCUGUUACCUAAUUGGCAAAGAAAAUUUAAAUGCCAAAUAAACAUGAUGGGUCCUA
Molecule: messenger RNA, 2421 nt
Organism: Motacilla alba alba
Lineage: Eukaryota; Metazoa; Chordata; Aves; Passeriformes; Motacillidae
Gene: KIZ
Product: kizuna centrosomal protein
Exons: 13
Coding region: 440-2287 (615 amino acids)
Biological process (GO): spindle organization
Cellular component (GO): centrosome
Source: RefSeq, a predicted model, not a curated record